Messenger RNA from Scatophagus argus, 5177 nucleotides. It is a transcript of the gene cdhr2, whose product is annotated as cadherin related family member 2. The transcript has 30 exons. Gene Ontology annotation, cellular component: plasma membrane; catenin complex. Lineage: Eukaryota; Metazoa; Chordata; Actinopteri; Scatophagidae. Gene Ontology annotation, biological process: homophilic cell-cell adhesion. The record is from RefSeq and is a predicted model, not a curated record. Bases 168 to 4355 code for a protein of 1395 amino acids. Gene Ontology annotation, molecular function: cadherin binding; calcium ion binding.
AUGGCAUGAGGAGUUGUCUCUCAUUACUAACCCAGGCUUGCACAUCCAUAAUGUGGCCAUGUGUGAGAGCAAACAACAGACAGAUAUUUUGAGUUUUUCAAAAUUCAUCUAUUUCCCAUCAGUAAGGUGAGAGAAGGUUUAGUAUUGUGUUAUUGACUGUGCAUUUCAUGCGCAUGUUAAUCAUUAAUGUUUACAACUGCAAGACGAUAAUCACUAGGAGGAUAAAGAGCCAAAGGUCUCAUUUGACUUCAGGAAAGGAGAAGCUCCUCUGUGAAUGUCGGUUGACAGACAUGGGGGGAAUCACAGGAAGUGUGUUGUCAUUGUGUCUGUUGUGCCUCAUCAGUUUAAGUAAUGCAAACACCAGCCCUACGAUCCACACUUUUGUUUAUCAAGUGUGUGAGGAUAUCCCCAAAGCAAACACUCCUUAUGUGUGUUCCAUUGACUUUAUUUUCACAGGUAGCCUCGCGUUUACUAUAGAUGCAACAGAUGCAGAUAAUGACAGGCUGACCUAUACACUCACUGGGCCCAAUGCCGGAUUCUUUGCAGUAGACACUUAUACUGGGAGGGUAUCAGUCGUAAGGAAUCUGGAUAGAGAGGCUGGUGAUGUAAUGAACCUCGGAGUUACUGUGUCUGAUGGUCCCAAUCCUACAUCAGCAGAGUUAACUAUCAUAUUACAAGAUGCCAACGACAACAAACCUACAUUUCAGGAGGCUUCAUAUGAUAUCUCGAUCCCAGAAAACACCCCUGUAGGUACAUCUCUGUUUAAGGUGCUGGCUACAGAUGCAGACACUUCAAGUGCCGGUGUUGUUUUUUACAGCAUAGAUGGCGUUACUCCAGAUUCUGGAUUCGGCCUGUUCAGCAUUGUAGAAGCAACUGGUGAAGUCAGACUAAAUGGCCCUCUGAACUAUACUUCACAGAGCACUUUCUAUCAGCUGAAGAUUAACGCAACUGAUGGUGGAGGCCGUUGUUAUUUUGAUGAAACAGCGUACUUGUCAAACAUCGUUUUUUCUUUCAUUACGGUUGUGGACAUCCCAGACAUGGACCCACAGUUCAUUAAUCUUCCCUACGUAGGGAGUGUUGCAGAGCAUUCUCCUGAGGGCCAGUCUGUGUUACGAGUAUUUGCCAUAGAUGGGGACACAGGAGUCAACGAUGAUAUCAUCUAUAGCAUUCAAGCUUCCACAGUGGAUGGCCUGUUUACAAUCUCAAGUGAUGACGGAGUCAUAUCUGUACUUUCAGCAAUUGACAGAGAAUUAAUUGGUGACGCUGUCACCCUGACUGUAAAGGCUAUGGAGUCAAAACAGAACAUUCAUGGGGUCCAAGCCAGCAUCACAACAGAUGUACUGAUCAACAUCAUCGACAUCAAUGACAACAGGCCACUGUUUUACAAGUGUGAAGACCCUGGAGACGAGCUGUCCUGCGUGGAAGCGAGUGACUUUACAGGAGAGGUCUUUGAACACUCAUUAGGCGCUAUUCCAAUUGGCAUGACAGUUAAAGAUCUGGAUAAGACGUCCAGAACCCAGCUAAUCCUAGAGGGAGCUGACAAGGAUGUGUUUUCUGUGGAACCUCAGCUUGCUGUAUCAGACAGUGUUGUUCAGCUUCUGGUCAAGCAGCCCGAAAAACUGGAUUUUGAGGAAAGACAGGAAAUUGUUGUAGAAGUGAUUGCUAUAGAUAAUGAAGAAUCCACAUUCAAGUCCACUGCUACAGUUUCUAUUACUAUCAAGGACUCCAACGACAACAGCCCCACAUUCCCACAAGACACCUAUCAGCUGAGAGUGGCUGAGCACUCUCCUAAUGGCACAAUAAUAGAAACAAUUACUGCAGAGGACCCUGACACAAUGGAUCAAGGCAAGAUCACGUACAGACUUCUUCCAGACAGCAUAUUACUGUAUUUCGACGUGAAGCCACAUUCAGGUGAAAUUUACGUGAAAAACCAAAUCCUGUUGGAUCGUGAGGUCAGAUCUCUGUAUUCAGCGACUCUGCAGGCCAGAGACACAGAUGGCAAGCCAGGCACCACAGUCCUGGAGAUCACUGUGACUGACAUCAACGACCAGCCCCCAGUCUUCAACAGAGACUCUUACCUGGUGUUUGUUGAAGAGGGUGGACAGUUUGAGCUUAAGAUUGAGGCUACAGAUGCAGAUGACUCUGGUACAGAAAACAGCCAAAUAGUGUAUGGAAUUGCACCAAGUGAGUACAGUGAUAACUUCACCAUUGACCCGAACACCGGCGUGUUGAGAAACAGUGGGAUCCUUGAUCUGGAGGCCCUGGACCCAAAGCUGAACGGGAAGAUCGAACUCAAUGUAACCGCUACUGACAAGGGUACUCCCCCACUGUCUAGCACAGUCAAAGUUAUCAUCAAUAUAGAGGAUGUCAAUGACAACUCACCACAAUUUGAAGAAUCCUCUUACACAUUCUCAGUUAAAGAAGGGGAAAAAGGUGCAUAUGUUGGUUCUGUUUACGCUAAGGAUUUGGACCAAACGACAGACUUUAACCGCAUCUCUUUCAGCAUCAUUGAAGGAAGUUUUGGUAGCUUUAUCAUUCGCACCUUUGCAGAGGGGGAGGGGCAGGGCUACAGGGGAAAUAUCAUGGUGGACCCAGACAUUGAGUUGGACUACGAGAGCACCCACAAGCAAUAUAAACUUCAGGUAGAGGCAACAGAUCUGGAACAGAAGAAGGCUGUAGUGAUGGUGGAGGUCAAUGUGUUGGAUGUUAACGAUGAGAGGCCCGAGUUCAAGCCAUUAGCGCCUGUGACAGUGAAGGAGAACACCACCGGUGGUGAAGUCGUUGGGAGGUUUGUAGGGUUCGACAAAGACGGAAACCACUCCCUGGUCUACGAGCUGGAAUCCAUGAAUUGCAGAUGCAGUGGCUCCAUGAAACCCUGCAAUAGCUUUAUUCUGGAACCAACAGGAGAAGUCAAAGUCAACCCAGAGCAUUUGCUGGAUUAUGAAGAGUGUGACCAAGUGGUGAUAGAGGCUCAGGUGGUGGAUGAGUACACAGAGAAAGGAGAGAACAACAGUGUCACAACAGGAGAAAUGGUGAUCAACAUUGAAGACAUCAACGACAACGCUCCAGAAUUCCUUUACUCAGAUUCUGUUUUUGUUGUGGUGUCAGAAAGUGCAAGUGAGGGGACAUCGGUUGCAGCAGUCUCUGCGAUGGACCGCGACUCUGAAAAACAUCGAGGCAUUGAGUUUACAGUAACGGCAGUCCAAUUUGAGAACAUUGACGGCACUGUAAAUCAACAGAGGACUCUGUUCAAAGCCAAGACCACACAGCAAAAGGAGAUUUAUUUUGGAGAGAUCCAAUCUACUGAGGGGCUUGAUGUGACACUGAAAGGGAAGUAUUUGGUAACAGUAACUGCAACUGACAACGGCGGUCUCUCAAACAAGACCUCACUGCAGGUGAGGACACAAGCAGACAUGUCACUGCAUUUUCAUUCAUGUCCCACAGUGAAGGAUCCUGUCUGUGCCGCAGACACAGAGAUGGACACUUCAGCUUGUGUUAAUGCUUCUGUUCUUUCUGUUUUACAGAUUUUCACAAUUGAUGAAACAUACAAAGUUGAACUUGAAUUUUCAAGAUCUGUAGCAGAAGUUGAUGAAGAAAUUGAUAAUAUCAUCAGGGCGCUUACUAGUGCCACCAAGGCUUCUGUUAAAAUUGUCUCAAUCAAGUCGGCCACUUCAGAAACAGCCAGGGCUUCAGGUAACACAAUCAUAAUGGCAUAUUUUGUCUACUUCAACGGGACCGCUCUCACCCGUACAGAAGUGGAAGAGAAGCUUUCUGAUCCUGAACAUUAUCUUUCACUGCAAGAUGUUGGCCUCACGAACAUUGGGAAGGCUACUGUGGUCCAACAAGAUACAGACGCUGUGAAGUACAUCCUGCUGGGAAUAGUGGGAGGCCUUGUCAUCGUACUGGCUGUUCUCACAACUUCCCUGAUGUGCACUCGCAGAAAUUAUAAGAGGAAGCUGAAGGCAUCUAAAGCCAUGAACUCUGCAUCCAUGGUGACUUCGGACAACCAGAAAAGUGGUCCCGUGGUGCCUGGAACCAAUAAAUACACCAUGGAGGGGGCUAAUCCUGUGCUCAACCUCAACAUCGACACAGCCAUGGUCCUGGACUUGGACAUGGAGAGCUCAGAUGUGGACAAAGUCAGUCUGAACUCCCUGGACUAUGGCGAUGACAUGAGCAUUCCUGACAAACAAACAAAAUCUGCCAAGUGGAUGAUCCAGGAGGAGGAGGACAAGAACGAUCCACCAGAGUACAUUGAACCUCUCAGUGCAGCGCUGGCUGAGCAGGGCAAGAAGAAAGGCACAGACAAUCCUCUCAUGGGUUAUAACAACCAUGCAUUCAGCACUACAGAUCUAUGAAGGGAAUGAUGACUCUUGAAUUCUGCAUGUAAAACUGAACUCACAUCAGCUUUAUCUAGACAACAAAUUGACCAGAAGCAAUGGGAAAGCAAAUCAAAACAAUUGUUUGUUGCACAUGUGAAUCACUUUAUUUUUGUUAAUAUUUUAAGAAACAGUUUAAAAACUGUUUGGUUUGCUUUGAAAUAAACGGUAUUAUAAGUCACGUCAACACAUGAUGCUAAGUCUCAUUGCUACCGUAAAGAAAAUCCAAAAAGAAGAAACAAAAAUACUGCAUAAUGUAAAUGUAUGAAUUAAAUCAUUAUUUAUGACUGCACAUCAGUCAAAAUGGUUAGCCUUAUGCGUGUUUUAUUUGUUAUUUGUUAUUUGCUUUGGGUUUGAGAUACUUGUUGCUGAAAUAAAAACCAACAAGCUUCAGAUUGAAAAGAUAUAUAUUUUUUUUUUACUGACAUCUAAAUGAAUGUAUAACCAGUGCAAUCAGUCAUUAAAAUCAAUCUCUCCAAAUGUUGAUUUAAUUCCACUUUCAUGAACUUAAUGUGUGAGCACCAACAUCACAGACACUGCACAACGGCUAAAUCAAAACACACUUAAAAUAAGUUUCAUCAUAUAAUUUACAACUGAAUCACUAACAAUGGCAUAAAAGUACAGUAAGUAGUAAUGAAUAAAAGUACUCCAAAUCAGAAGUUAUUAUUUUUCCUCAAAUGAUCAUGAUGAUGAUGCUUGUCAUCAGUUCUUUGUUUUAUAUUUUACACAAUACAAACAUGUCAAAACAUUGUGCCAUAUCCAAAAAGCAGAAUAUCAGAUGUUCAAAAACCUGCACUCAUU